Eremothecium cymbalariae DBVPG#7215 is the source of this 801-nucleotide messenger RNA. It is a transcript of the gene UTP23, whose product is annotated as rRNA-binding ribosome biosynthesis protein UTP23. The coding region runs from base 1 to 801 and encodes 266 amino acids. Gene Ontology annotation, molecular function: small ribosomal subunit rRNA binding. The transcript has a single exon. The record is from RefSeq and is a predicted model, not a curated record. Lineage: Eukaryota; Fungi; Ascomycota; Saccharomycetes; Saccharomycetales; Saccharomycetaceae. Gene Ontology annotation, cellular component: nucleolus; small-subunit processome.
AUGCGUCAGAAAAGGGCUAAGGCUUACAAGAAGCAGAUGUUGGUUUAUAAUCAUACGUUUAAGUUCAGACAGCCAUAUCAAGUAUUAGUUGAUGACCAACUGGUCCUUGAAACCAAUAAAAGCUCCUUUGACUUACUCAAGGGCUUGAAACGUACUCUUCAAGCUGAAGUCAAGCCCAUGAUAACCCAAUGUUGCGUGCAAAAGUUGUACGAGUCGAAAAACCAGGGUGCCAUAGCCCAAGCCAAAAUGUAUGAAAGACGUCGUUGUAAUCAUUACAAAGAACCCAAAGAACCAUCUGAAUGUAUCAGGAGUGUAGUUGAUAUAAAUGGUAGGAAUUUGCAUAGGUAUGUUGUAGCCACCCAAGAUAUUGAAAUAAGAAGAAUCCUAAGACGUGUGCCCGGUGUUCCUCUAAUAUAUAUGAAUAGAUCAGUGAUGGUCAUGGAACCGCUAAGCUCCAACAGUCAGCAGGUUAGUCAGCAGGUAGAAAAUGAAAAGCUUGUUAAAGGAUUGAAUGAUCCUAAGUAUGCAGGCACUCCUAAUAAUACUGAAGAUGCAUCCGUGGAUCCAAAGAGUCCAGACGCUAAUCAAUUAAAACGAAAAAUAAAGGGUCCAAAGGAGCCAAAUCCACUAAGUAUUAAGAAACCUAGAGUCAAUAAAGCUCAGCUUCCUAGUGAGGAUGUAUUUAACUUAACUGAUAAAAAAAAAGGAGGAGGAAGCAUGGGUCAUCGCAUAUUCGUAACGACUCUCCAUCGUCCAAUGAACAUUCGGAUUAAAUUCACCCAAGAAUAUAGAGAAGAGUAG